Cucumis melo (muskmelon) is the source of this 1287-nucleotide messenger RNA. Its product is annotated as cell number regulator 6. NCBI's taxonomy places the organism in Eukaryota, Viridiplantae, Streptophyta, Magnoliopsida, Cucurbitales, Cucurbitaceae. The coding region runs from base 286 to 1005 and encodes 239 amino acids. The record is from RefSeq and is a predicted model, not a curated record. The transcript has 5 exons.
AACGCAUUCAAUUUGACCGCUGUGGUGAUUUUUAUUGUUUCUCCAUUCUUUUCUUCUAGUCAGGGCAAAGAAAUUUUUGGAUCGGUUGACUCUUCUUCAACUCCACUAGUCUUGGGGAGGUAAAUCAGAUCUUCGACAACUAAGCGAACCAUUUUAGCUGAAGAUUUGUUGCGCAAGUUCAUUUUCUUGCUGGGGUUAGUAAGAAUUGUUUACAUCUUGCUGUUUUGUUGUUCUUCACUUUGAUCUUUGCAUUUUUCACAGUCCGGGAGAAAGAUUAGCAGAAGGAUGGGUGAUGGGGCUGCGCCUUCUCGGUAUGUGAAAUUGAAGAAAGAUCAAGCGCCUUUGGAAGAUAUCAAACCAGGGGAGCUUAACCAGCCCAUUGAAGUUCCUCAGCUAAAUGUAAGAAAGUGUAACGAGUGUGGACAGCCACUACCUGAAAGCUUUGAGCCUCCAGCGGAUGAACCUUGGACAACUGGGAUUUUUGGCUGUGCUGAAGAUCCACAAAGUUGCUGGACUGGGCUGUUUUGUCCAUGUGUUUUGUUUGGCCGCAAUGUCGAAAGCUUGAGAGACGAUGAUAUGGAUUGGACGAGGCCAUGUGUUUGUCAUGCUAUAUUUGUUGAAGGUGGCAUUGCCUUGGCGACAGCAACUGCAGCGUUCCAUUGCAUUGAUCCAAACACAUCGUUUCUCAUUUGUGAGGGAUUAUUGUUUACCUGGUGGAUGUGUGGCAUUUACACUGGACUCGUCCGCCAAUCUUUGCAGAAGAAGUAUCAUCUUAAGAACUCCCCAUGUGAUCCUUGCAUGACACAUUGCUGCCUGCAUUGGUGUGCUUUAUGCCAAGAACACCGGGAGAUGAAGGGACGUCUAGCCGAUAACUUUGCGGUGCCAAUGACAAUAGUUAACCCCCCACCAGUUCAAGAAAUGAAGUCAGAAAAUGAUGAUGAAGGCACAACAUCGUCUUCGAACAUGGGGAAUGGGCAGACCAAUCUGGAAAUGCAGGCUUUGUAGAUCCCAUCAUAGAUACAAUCACAACCACCACAAGCAUACAUUAGAUAGUUUCAAUGAGACUCGGACCAUCCCCCAAGAGUGUAAUGAACUCAGCACAGUCUUGAAUCAUUCUCUUUUUUUUUUUUUUUUUAAUUUCUUUAAUAUUUGAUUUUUUUUUUUCUUGGGCAUGAAUUAUAUACAAUUUUAUGAUGGAGAUUUGGAAUAUUAUGGGUGGUCAUUGCUCGUCAGACGUCGCUAUCUCUCUACAUUAUGCAAAUAUAAAAAUUUUGGUUGGUGAGUUUA